Messenger RNA from Salvelinus fontinalis (brook trout), 9852 nucleotides. Its product is annotated as transforming growth factor beta receptor type 3-like. Lineage: Eukaryota; Metazoa; Chordata; Actinopteri; Salmoniformes; Salmonidae. The record is from RefSeq and is a predicted model, not a curated record. The coding region runs from base 449 to 3028 and encodes 859 amino acids. The transcript has 17 exons.
UAGUUUACUUCGCAGCCUCCUCCCACCACAAGACCAACCCUCAAAAUGAAAUGCCUGGUGAAAACGGAGAUAGGUAUUUAAAACGUUUAAGCAAUAGUAGUGGACUCACUAUUCAUAAACUCGGCAAAUUCUGUAACCUGACAUCUAACGUUGUUUUCCAAGGACGCGGAGGACACGGAGGGGUUUUUCCAGGAAAGGAUACGUAUCGCAUCCAUUCGAACCACUGCAAGGCAAGCAAGCUACAAUUUACAACAAAGUUUACUUUGAGAUUUCUGGAUAUUCUGCAUGCAGGAGCUCCUGUGAGGUUUCUCUCCACUGACUGACUGUGUGGUGGAAGAAGGGUUGUCCUUGUAAAGAACCAGGAGGAAGGAAGGCCUUCCAGUGGAUACAUCCUGUCCUCUUCUGGAUAAGCUGUAGGCCAGUUCUACUACAGUAUAACUGCAGCAUUAUGAUGCCAGACAGACCCAUUUUACCCCUGUUUCUCCUGGCGUUCUGCUGCUUAGCAUUUGCAGGUCCGUUGUCUCGUAGCCCGUGUGAGCUGCUGCCAGUAGGUGUAGGCCACCCGGUGCAGGCUCUGCUGAAGAGCUUCACGGCCCUGUCAGGCUGUGCCUCCCGUGGAACCACGGGUCUACCACAGGAGGUUCACAUCAUCAACCUGAGGGGCAGCAGCCCUGAGGGGUCAAACGGCACACAUCCAGAGGUGGAGCUGCAUCUGAAGCCCAUCCAGUCCCUGCUGGUUCACCAGAAGCCCCUGGUGUUUGUGCUAAACUCCCCCCAGCCUGUGGUCUGGGACAUCAGGACAGAGAAACUAGCCCUAGGCAUUAAACACACCUUCCAUGUAUCUGGGGGAUCUGAUGUCCACUUCCCUCCAGGGAACUUCUCCCUCCACUGUCAUGUUCAGAAGGAGGUACUUCCCCAUGGCAACGAGCACCUCCUCAACUGGGCCACCAAGAAGUACAGAGCCGUUACCUCCUUCUCCGAACUCAAGAUUGCCCUGGACAUCUACAUCAAAGUGGGAGAAGAUCCAGUGUUCUCCGAUACUUGCAAGAUCGACAACAAGUUUCUGUCUCUGAACUACCUUGCUGGCUACGUAGAGUCCCAGGCCUCUAAAGGCUGUGUCCUGUCUGGACCAGACCAGGACCAAGAGGUCCACAUCAUCGAGCUGCAAGCACCCAACUCUAGUAGUGCGUUCCAGGUGGAUGUGAUCGUUGAUCUGAGGCCGUUGGGGACAGAUGUUCUGUUGCCUCGUGACAUCGUGCUGCUGCUGAAGUGUCAGAAGUCUGUCAACUGGGUCAUCAAGGCUCACAGCAUCAGCGGGAAACUGAAUGUAGUGACGCCAGAUACCAUCAGUCUGAGCCCCAACACAGAGAGGAUGAUGGAGGUGUCUAGGACUCCUAAGCACCACCUCCCGUCUGGCUCUCAGGCCUUGAUCAAGUGGGCAGAGGAUCAUGGUUACGGACCGGUCACCACCUACACCCACACACCUGUAGCUAACACCUUUAACCUGAGGCUCAGGGAGCCAGAACUCUCCAUCUUACGGGACACCAACCCCAUCCUCUCUGGUGGUCAGGGUGGUGCUGCCCCACACUCCGGUGUCCUGCCCUUCACCUUCCCCUUCCCCCCGCUCAUCGAGCAGGGCCUGCCCUACCUGUCCAUGCCCCCCUCCCUGGAUGACCGGCCUUGGCUGGGAGGGGAGCAGGGUGGGGAGCCUGAGGAGCAGCAGGGGAUCCUCAGUGUUGGUCUCAGUGUUCAGUGUGAGGAGAGCAGGAUAGUGGUCUGCAUCGACCGAGAGACUCUGCAGGCCAACGGUUACGCUAAUGUCAACCUGACUCUUCAAGACCCAGAAUGCAAAGCAACGGUCAACUCCACCCACUACACAUUGGUGACCCCAUUGGAGGGCUGUCAGACCACCAAGUACCCCAUGCACCCCGGUCCUAUGGUCCUCUACAUCAACUCAAUCCUGAUAAGUCACGAUGAGCCUAAGGAUGGGAGUGGUGUUCCUCUGGAUUACGAUGAUCUAGAGUCCGGAGACGUUACUUUCCCUUGGGAGACAGAGGUGCUGGAGAGGGCUGCUUUCCUGGAGCCCACCACGGGGCCUGAUCACAGGUCAUCCAUUCUGUUCAACUGCACCUACAGAAAGAACCAGGACACUCUAGGAGGAUCAGGAUCAUCAGGAUCGUUCCCUCGUAUUGCCCCGGCAGCAAAGGAACCGCUCAGCACCGACGUCAUGUUCAACAUGGAGCUGUACAACACCCAUCUCUUCCGUUAUCCGUCUGCCCAGGCCUUCCAUACCGUCUCCAAAAAUAAACAGGUCUUUGUAGAGAUUGGAGCCUUCAAAGUCGACCCAGAUCUUGGUUUCAUGAUCCAGACCUGCUUCAUCUCUGCCAACUCAAACCCCAACAUCGCGUCAGACUAUACCCUGAUCGAGAAUAUCUGCCCUACAGACGACACCGUCAAAUACUACAGUCAGAGAGACCUACCUAUCUCCCACUCCCAGACCGACAGGAAGAGGUUCAGCUUCACCUUCAACUCACACUUCAAUGGAUCGUUGCUCUUCCUGCACUGUGAAAUGUCCGUUUGUUCUAAGAGACCCCACAAUAACCAGGGACUGGCAAUGUGUAUCCAACCGGACGAGGCUUGUACGUCUGUCAACGGAGAGAUCAUCCUAGCCAUGAUGAUGAACACCAGGACUUCUACCAAGACCCUAGUGGUGGUGGAUGAACAUGACAUAGAGGAGGAGGAACCUGUUCAUCCCACACUCACGACAUCACACGACCCUGCUGACCCCCUAGGGGAAACCAUCUUGUAUGUGUUGGACACUCCAACCGUGGUUGGGAUCGCCUUCGCUGCAUUUGUGAUCGGUGCCCUGUUGACCGGAGCCCUGUGGUUCAUCUACUCUCAUACAGGUGAUACAGCUGGGCGACAGCAGCCCCUGAAGCCCCAACCCCCAUCCUCAGAGAACAGCGGUGCGGCCCACAGUAUUGGCAGCACACAAAGCACGCCCUGUUCAAGCAGCAGUACAGCAUAGCCCAGAGGCCAGGCCAAGGCCAUUGGAAAGGAGCCCGACGGGGAGCCCCCUACCCCCCUACAGGGCUACAGGAAGGGCUACACGGGUCACAGGGAACUGGGUUUGUUGACACUUGUUUCCCCUCUGGAUGAAAGGAAUUAUUUUGGGAUGCUUUGUGAAAACAAAGAAGAAGGAUGAUUUAUUAAAGAAGAAAAUAAGAAUAAAAGGAUAAAAAAGGAUUUUGUAAAAUACUAAAAAACAAUAACACCCGUUAAUGUCCUUGGUUAAUUCAAUUUAUUUCAACACAAGUCAUUAAGGCUGUGUGACAGAAAUGCUGUACUACAAGGACUGGUCUGAGAGCGAAACAGUACUAAUUGGUUGUUCCACCAAUUCGGUGCCUUUUGAGUAGUGUAACUUGGUCCAAAAAAACAUUGAUUUCAGCUAAUUUUAACAUUCUGUCAUAAAGAGCACAUGUUCAACAUCAUAAAACACACAUUUUCUAAUCUCAAGAGGUUAAAUAAAAUAAAACAUAUUAGUACAUUAGUAAAGGGUUGACGAUUUCAUCUUAAAUCAGGCAUAAAUUCCCUUCCUUGACAAGGGGGAAUGGAAGCUUGUUGUGUGCAACAGGGAGUGACAAUUGAAUACAAAAUAUUGAAAUUGUCAAAACUUUUCUAGACUCUCUAUCUAUCUAUCUAUAACAGGAUUGACGUGUUAUGCUCGACCCGCUUAGUUUUCCACCACAAAACACCAAAAAUAUCCAAAAAGAGUAGAACCAGCUCACCUGCUUUUCACUAUGAUUUGGUUAUUAGAUGUUCAAUGUUUCUUUUGAAAAAAAUAUUUUAUAAGGAAUAGUUUUACCAUAUUACUACGAGAGUUGAGUUCACGUAACAGGGUUGACAAUAAAAUGAGGGACAGACGUACAGUACCAGUCAAAAGUUGACACACCUACUCAUUCAAGGGUUUUUCUUUAUUUUGACUAUUUUCUACAUUUAACAUUUACAUUUAAGUUAUUUAGCAGACGCUCUUAUCCAGAGCGACUUACAAGUACAUACAUUCAUACUUUUUUGUACUGGCCCCCCGUGGGAAUGAACCCACAACCCUGGCGUUGCAAGCGCCAUGCUCUACCAACUGAGCUACACGGGACUACAUUGUAGAAUACUAGUGAAGACAUCAAAACUAUGAACUAACACUCAUGGAAUCAUGCAGUAACCAAAAAAGUGUUAAACAAAUAAAAAUGUAUUUUAUAUUUGAGGUUCUUCAAAGUAGCCACUCUUUACCUUGAUGGCGGUUUUGCAGUUUUGCCUUGAUGGCAGUUUUUGGCAUUCUCUCAACCAGCUUCAAUUAACAGGUAUGCCUUGUUAAUUUGUGGAAUUUCUUUCCUUCUUAAUGUGUUUGAGACAAUCAGUUGUGUUGUGACAAGGUACAGAAGAUAGCCCUAUUUGGUAAAAGACCAAUUCCAUAUUAUGGCAAGAACAGUUCAAAAAAGCAAAGAGAAAGACAAAGGUCAGUCAAUGCAGAAAAUCUCAAGAACUUUGAAAGUUUCUUCAAGUGCAGUUGCAAAAAUCAUCAAGCGCUAUGAUGAAACUGGCUCUCUUGAGGGCCGCCACAGGAAAGGAAGACCCAGAGUUACCCUGCUGCAGAGGAUACGUUCAUUAGAGUUCACCAGCCUCAGAAAUUGCAGCCCAAAUAAAUGCUAGUAACAGACAGAAGUAACAGACACAUCUCAACAUCAAUUGUUCAGUGGAGACUGCAUGAAUCAGGCCUUCUUGGUCAAAUUGCUACAAAGAAACCACUACUAAAGGACGCAAAUAAGAAUAAGAGACUUUCUUGGGCCAAGAAACACGAGCAAUGGACAUUAAACUGGUGGAAAUCUGUCUUUUAAUCUGAGGAGUCCCAAUUUUUGGUUCCAAUCGCCAUGUCUUUGUGAGAUGCAGAGUAGGUGAACGGAUGAUCUCCACUUGUGUAGUUCCCACCAGGAAGCAUUGGGGAGGAAGGGUGAUGGUGUGAGGAUGCUUUGCUGGUUAAACUGUCAAUGAUUUAUUUAGAAUUGAAGGCACACUUAACCAGCAUGGCUACCACAGCAUUCUGCAGCAAUACUCCAUUCCAUCUGGUUUGCGCUUAGUGGGACUAUCAUUUGUUUUUCAACAGGACACUGACCCAACACACCUCCAGGCUGUGUGAGGGCUAUUUGACCAAGAAAGAGAUUGAUGGAGUGCUGCAUGAGAUGACCUGGCCUCCACAAUCAUACGACCUCAACCCAGUUGAGAUGGUUUGGGAUUAGUUGGACCGAAGUGUUUAACACUUUUUUGGUUACUACAUGAUUCCAUAUGUGUUAUUUCUCAGUUUUGAUGUCUUCACUAUUGUUCUACAAUGUAGAAAAUAGUAAAAAUAAAGAAAAAACAUUGAGUAGGUGUGUCCAAACUUUUGACUGGUACUGUAUAUGAAUCCUUAAUCACCUGAAAUAUAUAAUAAUCUGUAGAAAUGAGUUUAUCAAAGCAAUAAAAUAACUAGAGCUUUACAAUGAUGGUGAAAACUUAGAGAAAUGUUGGGUUUAAGUUGGUUAAAAUCUUCCUACAAGUGACACGAGUUGACGGAGGGACAUGUCAAAAUGAUAAUAUAUAUUCAUUUUAGUUGUUUUAUUCAAACUAAAAAGCUUAUUUAUUGAAUUCUGCAUGUGGUCUAUAUUAAAGAGCAGUUCAUUAAAUAUAACAGGCUUUUACAAUUUUAUAUUGGUGUAUAAUUUCUACUUAAAAUAUCAAAGGGAUGCAAAUGGCACUCAUUUCGUGGAACGACCCUCUAAUACCCAGAACGGCAACAAGGCCUCACAUCUAUAGAGCACUAGAACUGUAGCUACGGGCAAAAAAUAACUGUGAGUGAAUUACCAGCCUUUUAUUUAUUUUUAUACAAAUGCUGCUUUUUUUCUGCAACCACAUCAGAUCAUUUUCUUUGGACCGGAAAUGGUCUAGUUUAUGCUGUAAACAAGCUAGUGUACACCAAUAGCAAUGGAGACAGUAAAGCUGCCUGUCUGCAAACAACAUCUGUGAGUGUUAGCAGGACUAGUGAAAUGACUGUCAACAGGACAACAGGACUGCCUGUUAUCUCCUAUCCACAUUAUAUGUACACUGAACAAAAAUAUAAAUGCAACAUGCAACAAUUUCAAAGAUUUUACUGAGUUAUAGUUCAUAUAAGGAAAUCAGUCAAUUUAAAUAAAUGCAUUAGGCAGUAGUCUAUGGAUUUCACAUGACUGGGAAUACAGAUAUGCAUCUGUUGGAAACAGAUACCUUAAAAAAAUAUAUCACAAAACCAGUCAGUAUCUGGUGAGACCACCAUUUGCCUCAUGCAGUGCGACGCAUCUCCUCGCAUAGAGUUUAUCAGGCUGUUGAUUGUGGCCUAUGAAAUGUUGUCCCACUCCUGUGCUGUGCGAAGUUGCUGGAUUUUGGCAGGAACUGAAACACGCUGUCGUACACGUUGAUCCAGAGCAUCCCAAACAUGUUCAGUGGGUGAUAUGUCUUUUGGGUAUGCAGGCCAUGGAAGAACUGGGACAUUUUCAGCUUCCAGGAUUUUUGUACAGAUCCUUGCGACAUGGGGCCGUGCAUCAUCAUGCUGCAACAUGAGGUGAUGGGGAUGGAUAGAUGGCACGACAAUUGGCCUCAGGAUCUCGUCACGCGAUCUCUGUGCAUUCAAAUUGCCAUCGUUAAAAUCCAAUUGUGUUUGUUGUCCGUAACUUAUGCCUGCCCAUACCACAACCUCACCACCACCAUGGAGCACUCUGUUCACAGCGUUGACACCGCUUGCCCACACGACGCCAUACAUGCUGUCUGCCAUCUGCCCGAUACAAUUGAAACCGGGAAUAAUCCGUGAAGAGCACAUACCUCCAGCAUGCCAGUGGCCAUUGAAGGUGAGCAUUUGCCCACUGAUGUCAGUUACGACGCCGAAGUGCAGUCAGGUCAAGACCCUGGUGAGGAUGAUGAUCACGCAGAUGAGCUUCCCUCAGACAGCUUCUGACAGUUUGUGCCAAAGUUCUUUGGUUGUGCAAACCAACAGUUUCCUCAGCUGUCCAAGUGGCUGGUCUCAGACGAUCCCGCAGGUGAAGAAGCCUGAUGUGGAGGUCAUGGGUUGGCGUGGUUACAUGUGGUCUGCGGCUGUGAAGCCGGUUGGACGUAUUGCCAAAUUCUCUAACGAUGUUGGAGGUGGCUUAUGGUAGAGAAAUGAACAUGAAAUGAUCUGGCAACAGCUCUGGUGGACAUUCCUGCAGUGAGCAUGCCAAUUGCACGCUCCCUUAAAACUUGACACAUCUGUGGCAUUGUGUUGUGUGAAAAAACUGCCCAUUUUAGUGGCCUUUUAUUGUCCCCAGCACAAGGUGCAGCUGUGUAAUGAUCAUGCAGCUUAAUCAGCUUCUUGAUAUGCCACAGCUGUCAGAUGGAUGGAUUAUCUUGGCAAAUAAUAAAUGCUCACUAACAGGGAUAAACACAUUUUUGCACAACAUUUGAGAGAAAUAGGGUUUUUGUGACUAUGGAACAUUUCUGCAAUCUUUUAUUUCAGUUCAUGAAACAUGGGACCAACACUUUACAUGUUGCAUUUAUAUGUUUGUUCAGUAUAGAGAUGCUACCUCCUAUCCUCAUGCUAUUUACAGUAGAUAGGAGAUGGUCAAAUCAACCAGUUGAAUCGGAGAGCAAAACCAGAUACAGUGAAGCAUCCCAUCAUGUGCUAUUAAUCACUUGGAAUGUGAAGGGACUUAAUAACCAAGCAGAGGUGUAAAUAUAUAGAUAGCUAGAUGCCAAGACAAAUGUUAAAGACAAAAGUAAUGUGAACAAUCACUUGAUGAUAACCCUGUUUGUAAGCCAGCUAGUUUUGCAUGCUAUCGGUUAUAGUAGGACUUUGGAAACUCAUCCGUCUAAACUUACUGUUGUUACAAAAUUGUUAAUUAAGUAUCAAUGGUGUUUUUGUUGAUAUUGAGUGAUGUAUGCUUUGUAAUCCUUAGUCUCACAUUUGAUUGGUGUUACACAGCUUGGCAUUAGGCAUUAUGGGUUCUCUUUUACUAUAUACAAAUAGUAUUGUAAAGCUAUGUAUAUUUUUGUGAAUAUUGUAAAUAAUCUAAAAUGUUAUAAGGCGAAAGUCAAAAUAUAAUGUGCAAGGUUGGUGCCUUAGAAGCGUUCUAAAUAUCAUGUUGUUCAAUAAGACAUUGUUAAGUGGCUACAUUUGGCCAGUAUUCCCAAAUAUAUUAUAAUGUUUGUAUCCACUGUGAGGAAACUAAAAUGCUGCAGUGUUGGAUCAUAAAUAUACAGUAUCGUUAAAAGUGAACUUGGGGCACAGUAAUUGGGCAUUACAUUUAAAACUCAAAACAAUGUGCCUUUCUAUCUGGGUCCGACACCACUAGAACUUCGGCUGUUUGUAUUCUGAUUGUACAUAAUAAUAUUGUACACAAUUUCAUACCAAAAUGUGUAUCUUUUGUGAACCUGAUAUGGUUGAGAUUGUGUUAUGAAAAUAUAAGCCAAAAUAGUCAUUGGCUUAUUAUGCAGUAGAUUUGACCCAGAUGAUCAAGUGUAUUUUCUAUAUGUAAUAAAUAUAUUGCCAAUCUUACUCACCAGAGCUCUUGCAUCAAAAUGAAAUAGUUAAAGGCCCAGUGCAGUCAAAAACGUGAUUGUCCUGUGUUUAUAUAUAUUUCCACACUAUGAGGUUGGAACAAUACUGUGAAAUUGUGAAAAUUAUGAUAAUGCCCUUUUAGUGUAAGAACUGUUUGAAAAGACCGCCUGAAAUUUCAGCCUGUUUUGGUGGGAUGUAGUUUUGUCCUGCCUGGUGACAUCACCUGGGAGUAAAUGAGUUAAUAGACCAAUAAGAAAGAGUUCCAAACCUCUCGACCAAUAACAGCUAGUUUUCAGUUUUUCCCUCUCAACUCAGACCACUCCCAGACAGUCAAAAUGAUUGGUUGCGAAAUUGCUCUUUGCUAAAAAGCUAUUUUUGUUUCUUUUUGGCCAUUUUACGUUAAAACAAUCACAGUAAGGUACUUAAUUGUUACCCAGAAAUUAUUUGAUAUUGAGAUAGAAACAGCUGCACUGGACCUUAAACAUUGCCAUAUACUGGCUCCAUCCUGGAAUCCUAAUGGUGUACAAACAUUCUACUACUUAUUAAUGAACUCAUCCUGAUUAUUUGUGAUCUCAAGUAAAACAUUUAUUGUUUCUCUCUGUGUAUAUAGACAUAUGGGCACUUAGAUGUACUGUAUGUAAUGCAUGUUAGCAAUGAGUACAUUCAUUUUGAGUUGUAUUGUGUUGCUUCAGUUGUAAUAUCAUGUGCCAUGCAACGCUAAUGCAAAGUUAAUGCAAAGCCAAAAGAGUCUCACCGUCAUAGAAUCCAUGAAUGUUCUUUGGUGUGUCUUUACUUUUUGUGUUUGGGGGGUUUGAAUAGAAGUACCAUGGUUUUCUUUAAUAGGAGGAAAGGGAUGUUUUUUGGAAGGAAAACAUGUUUGGAAGAGAAAUAGAAAACCCAAUACAUUAGGAAAAUUGACAUUAGACCCUACUUAUGUGUAAUGUAUUUUAAGUGUUGCUUGCUGCAGAUCCUGAUAGAGAAGGUAUGUUAUCUCAAAGCUUUGAGUCUUAGUUGUAUGUUAACAUGUAUAUAUGUCUCCGCAGAGGUAAACAGAGUAUAAAUAUAUAUUUUAAAGUAUUUACCUAGAGCCAAUCUAUUGUUGACUCUUUGAGUACUGUGAAUUUUUUUGUUUUGUGUUCUUUCUAUUUGUUUGCAAAUGUGCAUAUAUUACUUUAUGUAUUUCUGUUUCUAUAAAUGAUGUAAAAAUAUUAGCAAUUUUAUUCAUAUGUGAUGUGUUAAUUAAAGAAAAAUCUCUCACUUAA